Molecule: messenger RNA, 2359 nt
Organism: Neltuma alba
Lineage: Eukaryota; Viridiplantae; Streptophyta; Magnoliopsida; Fabales; Fabaceae
Exons: 10
Coding region: 13-1941 (642 amino acids)
Source: RefSeq, a predicted model, not a curated record
UUUGGAUAGUAUAUGGCUACAGAAGCUCCUUCGUUGCCGGUGAUUGAAGAAGAAGAGAUAGACGAUGAGUUCUAUGAGAAGAUCGAAGCGCCCAAGUUCGUGGACUUCACCGCACCGGAGAUCCGUCGUUCUCAUGAUGACCGUUACUGGUUCUGCCUGCGUGUUGGAUGUGACCGAAAUCAUGAAGACGAGUUGGACUCUGAAGCAAUCUACAAGAAUUUUGUCCUUCGGGUUAUGGCAGCCAGAAGUCCCAAUGUCCGCCUCAGAAAAGCAAUGAACAAAAGAGGAGCAAGUGCAAAUCUGAAAUGCCCACACACAGCUCCCGCUAAAUCUUCGAAGCCAAGGGUUUCGCGAUUGGCUUUGAUCUCGUCACUUUCAAAAAAGAUUGUUGAUGACAAAGCAAGAACUAGGCCUCCUUCUAAGGCUCAUGCAACCCCAAAAAUUGCUACGGUAAAGCAAUCAUCUGCUACGGCUAAGGCUUUUACAACUCCCAGGAAUCAGAAGAAAAGUUCGAAUCUUGCUCAGUUCAGAACUGUUCAAAGCAAAAAAGCUUUGAAUGUGGAUGUGCCUAAAAACAGAGUUAUAGCUAAAACUCUUGUAUUUCACUCGCCGAAAAAAGUAGUGAAGCUCAAGAGCUCUGUAGAACUGAAAAAGACACCCAUGAAAUCACUGUGUUCAGCAAUGAAGAAGCUUGAGAUUGAUAGCGUAAAGAAGAAGAACGAAGGAGCUUCAAGAAGGAAAAUCAAGGGACGUGAGGUUAAGAGCCGGGUGUUUGAUUCUUUAUAUCCUAACAGAUGUUUGAAAGAGGAAAAGAAACUAAAGGGUCCUUCUCACAUUCAUGAAGGAAAAGCCACCCAUGAUAAUGGUGAUUCUAGUGACAUGGAGAUUGAUGGGAAAUCAAGAGAUGGAUCUCUUGAAAUAUGUCAUGAAUCAUCAGCUUCAGAAGGGGCAGAAAAGAAGAGUUGCGAAGAAAAUGACGAGAAGAGAGGGAAAAUCCCGGAAGCAACAAAGAGAAACGACAAUAAAGAGAAUUGUGUGGUGUGUGAUGAUGAUAAUAAAGAAAAUGAGGGGGAACUCAAUGAAAAUGAUGAUAGGGAAAAUGUUUCAGCCCCUGAUGAGAACAGAAAGCUGGCUAUUAAUCAUGACAACCUUGAAAAGCCCAAGAAUGAAGAGACGAGGAAAACGCAGAAGAAACCUACGUCUAAUGCAACAACUGGGUCUCAAGUUGUGAAAUACAAAAAGUUAAAGCCAACGAAUCCCAAGCCUUUUAAGCUGAGAACAGAUGAAAGAGGAAUUCUAAAAGAAGCUAACUUGGAGAAGAAACCUCUCUCACCCUUGAAAGAAACCGCUACUAAAGGAGGCAACACAAUGAGGAAACAUCACGAUUUAAAUCAGAAGAAGGAACAAGACCCUGAUAAUAACAGUUGCGAAGACGGAACAGACCAUGCAACUGAAGAAGAUAAAUCUGUAAGCAUUCAAUGUUCUGUCCAUGGAAACUCCAAGAUGAAAGUGAACAGACUAUAUGCCACUCCACAAAGAAGUACUGGUCCUAAACUUCAGAAACCUGUUGAUAUGGCUGAACGGCCAAAACGACAAGAUAAAGCAGCUCAAAAAUUGGAUGACAAGUUUAAAAGAAAAUCCCACAUGACGCAGCCCACGCUAGUUGUAAGGCCUAGAAGUGCUUUGUCGAGGAAGAAAGAGAAUGGUCUUGUUGUAACACCUGAUAAGAAGCAACUUAGUGUAAUUGAUGAAAAGUCAUCCUAUUUACAGCCCAAGGAAGAAACAGUAAAGGCUUGUAAUAACGGCGAUUCGUCUAUAAGAAAAGCUUACAGUGCCAAUUCCAGGUCUCGUUCAAGACCAAAAAAGGCUAUAACCAUUCCAAAGGAACCAAACUUUCAGAGUCUUCAUGUGCCAAAGAGCUGCACAAAAAAAUUGACUUGAGAAUUUUUUUUUACACCAUUUCAUUUGGCCCACUUUUCUGGCUGUUUGUGUGUCUAAUGUUCAAUAACAUCAUUGAAUUCAUGAUAGUGGCUUUCUGAAGAUUGUUCUGGGGCCAUCUUAUACUGAGGCGUAGGCAAAUUUGUUGAUUCAGAUACAUCUUUGUUGUAACAGUUGAUUCAUUUGUAAUUGUUUGUUGUGUUUAUUUAUGAUAUAACUUUAGAUGUAGGUCUGAUUUUUUCCACUGCAUUGUGUACUUCUGAAACAGAAAGAAUAUAAGUAAAUUUUGAGCGUUCUAAGUUAAAAUUGAGGCUAUUUAUGGAAAAAAGCAGGGAAGCACUUUGUGCCCAUGUACCAUUUUUUAAUAGAAUCAUCAUGAAAAUAACAAAUGAAAGUUGUCAGCAUUUAGCCCUAGCAACUU